CUGUUCAGGCCCGCGGGGCCGCCUGUCGCGGAGUCUCUCGCCAAGACUGAAACUGCGAUCAGAGAUGCUCAGGCCACGGCCAUCGUGCCCGAGGUCAAGGAAGAAGAGGAUGAUGACCCCGCAGCCACUGCCGCCAGCCUCGAGGCCCUCUCGGCCCUGCUGGGCAAGGCUGCUACCCGAUUUGGGCUCGACUUCACGGCCCAGUCGGUGGCUGUCGGCGCCAAGGCGGAGGAGGCCAGGGCCAAGCUCCAGGCUCGUGACAGCCAAGAUGCGACCAUGUUCGACGCUAGUGCCAAGGUCGAGUUCGAUCCCGAGGAUGAUGAGGUCACCACGGCAUUUGCGGCCGCUGGUUUUGACGUCUCCGCCCUCAGCGCCAAGUUCAAGCGGCUGUUGGAA
This is a messenger RNA of Prorocentrum cordatum, 396 nucleotides long. The record is from the annotation of a GenBank genome assembly. Lineage: Eukaryota; Dinophyceae; Prorocentrales; Prorocentraceae.